This is a messenger RNA of Pocillopora meandrina, 5719 nucleotides long. The record is from the annotation of a GenBank genome assembly. NCBI's taxonomy places the organism in Eukaryota, Metazoa, Cnidaria, Anthozoa, Scleractinia, Pocilloporidae.
AUGAAAAAGAAAAGCAAAGGAACAAAAGUUCAAGGAAAGGUAAGACAGAUCAAGAAAACAGAUACCGACCAGGAGGCUGAAUCAUUCGCAGCUGUUGAUGAAAACUCGGAAGAAGUUCAAACGAGGAAGGAAAGCACUCAGAUAAUUGGAGAAAAUGCCACCGAAACCGAGUUUAAGGACGAUGACGAUCGUCUUAUUGCUGUAAUAGACAAGAACCCAGUGAAACCUUCAAGCUGCGUGAAUGAUGAUCAAGAUGAUGAUGAAGAUGCCCCCGUGGAUGUAUCUUGGAAAGCUGCCAAGGAGAGUGCGCUUCGCGAACGAACAUUGGAGAGAGAGAUCGUUCUCGAUACUAAGCGAAAAGAAAAACAGAUGAGAAUUGAGAGAGAUGAAAAGCUACGCGAACAAAAGGAAAGGAAGCGAGCAAGAGAAUAUUCAAGAUUACCAAUGGAAAUUCUGCAGAAGGUUGCCCGGCAACAAGAGUCAGAGGAAACCCUUAAAUCACAAACAAUUGAGAGUAGAAGUCAUGUGACCUUUGACAAUUCAAGUGAAGAUGAGCAGGAUGAGAGAGAAGAACAAAAAGAGGAACAAGGAGUAGUACAGGAAGAAACACCUGGAAUCAAAGUACUUGUCUUGCCAAGGGAGACAAAGAAACCAAAAAAAAUCCAGCAAUCUGCUAAUUUAUUUUUACAGGAACGUCUGUACGGUGACAGAGUUCAGCGCAUUUCAGCUUCCAGAAGCUCAGAUCUGAUGAAAAAAUCUCGCAACACCUUAGUUCCAGCACGGAAUUUUUCAAAGAAAUCUUGGUAGCACAGUAAAUACAUCACCAUGUAUGUUAUCGUGAAAAAUAUAUAUGUGAAAAAUCUGAGCAUUUUCAUUUUCCUUCACCAGGGCUCCUUAUCCUCAUAAUAAAAUUUUUUGUGGGUGUCUGAGUCAUAUGAACCAUUCAGAUUGGCUGAAAAAAAUAGUUUGUUAUAAACUGCAAGGUGGUUAAGGUAGGAAACUUGCUGUGGUGAAUUCAGAGAUGCUUCUGUUUUAAGCGUUAGCACCCCUGGUACAUCUUAGUAUUUUUUUUGCUGAUGAAGCCCAAAAGUUUCUUCAUAGUCCAAUUUUGCUAAGUAUUUUGUAUUUGGUGAAAAUAGGGGAAAUUGAGAGAAGUUGUUAGGUACAUUAAACCUCACCCCCGCUUAGUAUAUAGAAGCCAUUAUUGAAUGUUUUCUCUGCCACUGUAUUUCUAUAAAGGAAUAUUUUUGGAGAAUCUAGCUCUAAGGGAAACGUACAAAGAUUAUUGUUUGAAAUACACAAGUACAUGAAUAUAAUGUGCCAAUUUUUAUUUGUGUAAUUACUGCUAUAAAAAUUUUAUCCCUUAAAUUCAAGUUUCAUAGUAUGCACUGAAGAACUCAUUGCCAUCAGUAAUGUGGAAUAUAUAUUUGUUACAACAUGGCCAUCUCUGAAAUUAUAUAACAAUUUUUCCCAAAAGUGAUAUUGUGCAGUAACAUGCAGUGCAGUUUGGCAUAUGAAGGGUUAAAUAGAUUUUUCAAUGACUGGCUUGCACCGCAACAGAAAUUGAAUGAGGAUGAUGACAAUAACUAUACUUCAGAAGAGGGACAGUUUUUUUUAGGAGCAAGCCAACAUCUUCCAUGUUUAGAGCACAAGCAGUACCUUCCAGUCCCUUCUGAGCAAAAAAAUCAGCAGAAAAAAAAAUAAUGAUUUUUACAUACCAUGUAGAACUCUUGAUGGUUUAAGUCUCAUAAUUUACUUGCGCAAAAUUCUUGGUAGCUGUUAGCUACCAUAUUCUGAUGUUUGCCAACAACCUUGGUUGCAGAUAUCAAUAAUAAUAUUCAUAAUAAUGUUUUUUCUUAUGGUCAAAUAUGCAGCAGUGACAUCAGCUGUGCAAGUUACAAAUACUGCAGAGAGGAGUAGAGUAUCUUGAAGAAACUAGAAAUUAGAUUCUACUUACUAAGACUCCUUGGCUGUAAUCAACAGACUUGAACUGGAAUUUGAACAAUAAAUUUUGCAGAAAUUUAAGUAGUCUAUGUAGGGAUUUUGUGGAAGAAUGGCCAAAAAAAUAUAAAAAGAUCAGAAAGGCGGUCCUAAUUGAUUUAGAGUAUCGUGAAUUUUAACUGAGUUCUUACCAAAGGUCUUGGCGAAGAUCAAACUACUGGGCAGAAUUCCUCUUCAUCGAAAAAAAGAAUGAAGAGGAUCUAACAUCUCGUUAAAAAUCAUGUAAACAGCGAUGAAAACAUUGCGAUCUGAUCCUUAAAAUGAUUUACUUCUUACAUUAUUUCAAUGAGUACCAUGGAACGUUGCAUUAGCCGAGCGUAAAUCUUCGACUUCUCUCACUGAAGAAUUUCCCAUUAUCGUUUACUCGAAGAUAAAUUUACCCGAUCAAGACCACAAUCACGCAUAUGCCAAAUUUAAUUAUUGUUUGUGCCUAAUGCAUGCGAUAUGGAUAAAAACCGUUGUCAAUUGGAUAUCAUAAAUACAGGCGAAAAUUUUGAGGCCGCCAUUAAAGGAAGUGGUUACCUCGGGUAUUUAGGAAAGUAGUUUAACUUUUGCCAGGUGUUAUACCUGACUGAAACGUUUUUACCAAUCAGGUGUUUUCAUUGAGAAUUUAGAUUUCGCUUUUGCGGGAGACUUAAUUGCUAAAUGUAUUUUUUUUUCUUAGAGAAAAAACUUGUGUGUAGUAUCGUGGACGAACUGAGCCAGUUUUAUUUUUGCCACGUAUAACACAUUAUACGUUUUGUGACACAUAUCCUAAGACUCAGAUCUUUUCGCUGAGAAUUUCGAUUUGACAUUCGCGGGAGGUCACGGUAGAUAAUUAUUUUUAAUUUGAGAUGAAACCGAUGGAUGAGCAGAAAACAGUUUCACUCUUUCCCAAUACAACACUUAAUUUAUUGCGUGCCACCUAUCCUAUCAAUCAGGUGUUUUCGUUGAAUCUUUUCAGUUUGGCAUAUGUACGUGAGAAGCGUAAAGAUCAAUAUUUAUUUGAGAGGAAACCUGUGUGUCGUACUGUGAACGCUCUCCACAAAUAAUAGCUUCACGAAAGAACUUCACCUGGGACGAAUGCGGGAAGAGCAGGCAAACAUGUAGACACAAGUGACGGACGUUUCAAAUGUUAGUGAAGUAGAAAUUGAGGCAGAAAUACAAAUGUUGAGCGUUGGAGAACGACGACUUCAUGCAGACUUCAUCAUGAUGAGAAGCAAAGGUAACCUGUUAUAGUCUUUUCACACCCGAGGAUCUGCUUUGUUUCAUUUUUAUUGUCACGACUAAUUCUACACUUUCAUGUCAUGUAACUUGAAGAGUAUAACAUCUCAGUAGCACCAUCCAUAAAAAACUGAGAUUUAACAUUUUGCCAUACCGGGACACUGAGCCACCCAAGAGAAUAUUAGACUGAUCUCAAAUAGUUUUAAAUUGAUAAUACAGGUUACUUUCUUAACCUUCCAUUGCAGAAGUGGCAAUUUCGGAAAACUCAAAUUGAACCACUCCUUUCUUAAUCGAGAUAUCAACUAGAGGAAAUUAAAAAGAAUAUUUCAUGCUGUGCAUUAUGUCAAGGAUUAAAAUUUUCAAAAAUAAUUUCCGAUACUAAAAUCGAGGUAGUUGUUAGUAGUAUCGUUGAUGUAUAUGUCAAACAUUGUCAUUUUAGAGAGAUAAAAACACCACAAUGUAUUUUGCUUUUAAAUGUCGACAUCAAAUUAUAUUUAAAGAGGUCAGUUUCAUUUCCAUGUUUGGCACGAUAAGAGAUUUCGUUGUCACUCGAAAGGAUAAAUGUUUAAACUGAAUGUGCCUCCAGUCUUUUAAGAUAAAUAUCAAAAGGGAAAUACUUCCUUAGAAAAAAAAUACUACCAUGUUGUGCGAGUUGUAGUUAACAUUAAACAUCUAUGUGUUGUAAUUCAAUAUCGUUCUGGGCAAUUUUUUAAAUUCAAAAAUCUUUUAUUGGCGUAAAAAGACUAUCGUGAUCGUAAUAUUCGUUUUAGGCUAUUAUAGGGCACAAGUUCAUGUUGAUAAACAAUACAUUAGAAUCAUCGAAUGGUACAACUUCCUUCAAUAAACAAAUUGAACCUGUUGAUCAAUAAUUAAUGCAAGCUCUUAAACUGUUCUCAAUAAUAACUCAAAGCGAGGAGAAGACAUUAAGGUGUCAGUGUGUUUUGCGGCCUGAAAAAAAUUAAGGAAGUGUAUUUAAAUUAAAAGAAGAAGAUAACUUAACAUUUAUGCGAGAAAGCAGAUCAAAAAACACUAUAAGUCAUGUUUGUUUUGCUCGAUUCUUAUAUGUUUUUUUUUUAUUAAUUAAACCCCACCCCUUAGUAUACAGGGCGACGUUGGUCAGUAUUAGGAAGUUAGGUUAUCAAGAUAUGGGCUACAGACCAGUGCGACAUACAAUUAAUAUUAAUUUAUUCAAAAUUGGUAUUGACCAUGGAAAUAGACUUGUAUUUUGUUUCGGGUCUUUUUUUCAGUUGCAGAUAAUCUUGAAUCACCAUUUAUGUCAAUCCACAAAACUGUCGUCUUUUUGAUUCUGAGUGUGUCUUCAUUGGGAAAGACCGCUGGGCAACUUCCUUGUCGUACGACCAAGUCAGUACCAGACUAUGCCCUAAAAGGUCACGUGAUUUCAUCACCGGAAGGAAAGCGGCUCGAGAGCUGUGUAGCUGUUUGUGACAGCAUUAACAAUUGUUUCAGUAUUAACUAUUACAUCUCAUCGAAGAAAUGUGAGUUGAACAAUAAAACGGCAAAGUGGUACGCCAACGAUCUGAGAGUAACACCUGGAGCAGUCUACCUAGAUAUCUUGUCACGUGACUAUACUCCGUGUGUCGAUCGAAAUCCGCCAUGUUCUGCAGGAAAAUGUGUCCCCAUCCCUGGAUCCUUAGCGACACGGUGUUUAUGUGACGGAAAUGCCGUUGCCUGUCAUAAUCAACGUAAGUCUUAGCCUAAAAUGGAAGAAAAUUGAGACGCAACCUUACAUUAGACCUGAUAUUUAAUGUGGAUGAUGUUGUUUAUGAGUAAAAUCCUAGAAUUAUUUGAAAUUUUUGGUGUAAAAUUUGGUCUUGAAAGAAAGUACUGGAACUCGUUUUAUGUGAUUGACAUAACUUCUCAGAAAUCUUCUCUAGAGAUGGAAAGGAAAUUAUAUCCCCUACUUGCAAUCUCAAUCAUCUUUUUUUAUAAUGUUUUCGAGCAGCCUGUAUUUCCAAGCCAUUAGGAAUGGAAGAUGGUUCAAUAGCGGACAAUCAACUCACAGCAUCAUCAACACACCCCACAGUUCAGCUGGGCUGGGGUCGACUGCACGACACGCGAGGAAGCUGGUCUGCAAACACAGAUUCUGGUACACAGUGGUUCCAAGUGAGCUUUUUACCAAACGUGAAACGCAUAACAGACAUCGCAACUCAAGGAAAUGGAAAGAGCUGGUGGUGGGUUAAAACAUAUUACGUCAUGUACAGGAAGGGGGGAGAGCCCCUUAGAAAUUAUGAGGAAAAUAAUCAACGCGUGGUGAGUAAUGUUUUGAAUUAUUAACAACAAGCUAUAUUCCAGGUCGCCUCGUGUCACCGCAUUACCGAACCCGUUAUUUUCACGCACUUAAUUUCAGGUUUUUCAAGGAAACACUGACAAGGAUAGUGUGGUGAAGAAAAAUAUAAAAAAUCCCUUCGAGGCGGAUUCUGUCCGGCUAACAUCCCUGGGCUAUGUUGGAAAGGUUGCUCUGCGAAUUGAACUGUAUGGUUGUGAUGUAAUUUAG